Molecule: messenger RNA, 1485 nt
Organism: Arxiozyma heterogenica
Lineage: Eukaryota; Fungi; Ascomycota; Saccharomycetes; Saccharomycetales; Saccharomycetaceae
Gene: APE4
Product: aspartyl aminopeptidase
Exons: 1
Coding region: 1-1485 (494 amino acids)
Biological process (GO): proteolysis
Cellular component (GO): fungal-type vacuole
Molecular function (GO): zinc ion binding; metalloaminopeptidase activity
Source: RefSeq, a predicted model, not a curated record
AUGCUCAGGUUACAUCUGGUAAGAAAAAUGUCUACUACUAUUGAUUAUCCAAAAGAAUUUGUUAAUUUUUUAAACAAGGCACAUUCCCCAUAUCAUGCAGUUAAUUAUAUUAAGGAACAUUUGAAAAGCAAUGGUUUCAAAGAAUUAACUGAAAAAGAUCAGUGGAACGGCAGAGUUCAAAAGUGUGGGAAAUAUUUUGUUACUAGAAAUAAUUCAUCGAUAAUUGGAUUUGUUAUUGGUGGUCAAUGGAAACCUGGUAACCCAAUUGCUAUCACUGGAGCACAUACCGACUCUCCUUCUUUAAGGAUCAAACCCGUCUCGAAAAGAUCCAACGAGGGGUACAUUCAAAUUGGUGUAGAAUGUUAUGGUGGUGGUUCCUGGCAUACUUGGUUUGAUUCAGAUCUAUCAUUGGCUGGUAGAGUUAUGGUUAAAGACAGUACUAGUCAUCAAAUUGUUUCAAAAUUAGUUGAUAUUAACAAACCAAUAUUGAAAAUUCCAACUUUAGCUAUUCAUCUCGAUAGAAAUGUUAAUAUUAAAUUUGAAUUCAAUAAAGAGACACAAUUGUUACCAAUUGCAGGUAUAUGCACAAAUGGGAAUAAUAGUAACAACAAUAAUGGAAGCACUAAGGAAUCUGGAGAUUCAACAACCGAAUUUACUUCUUUGAUCUCCAUUGUUGAAAGGCAUAACAAGGAAUUAUUAGAUCUGAUUGUUAAAGAAUUGGAGUUAAAAUCUGUGCUAGAUAUUGAAGAUUUUGAAUUGAUCCUUUAUGAUAAUAAAGAUGCAUGCUUAGGGGGUAUCAAUGAUGAGUUUGUCUUUUCUGGCAGAUUAGAUAAUUUGACAUCAUGUUUUACUUCAAUGCACGGGAUCACUUUAUCUUCUGAUACAGAUAUUGAAACUGAGAAGGGUAUUAGACUUAUGGCAUGCUUUGACCAUGAAGAGAUUGGAUCUUCUUCUGCUCAAGGUGCUGAUUCAAACUUCCUUCCAAAUAUCUUGGAAAGAUUAACAUCUUUAAAAGGUGAUGAUUCUGAUAUUUCUAAUCCUUUGGCUAAAUCUUUCAUCUUAGAGACCUCAGCUAAAUCUUUCUUCUUGUCAUCUGAUGUAGCACAUGCAAUUCAUCCCAAUUAUGUUACAAAAUAUGAAUCUAAACAUAAACCUUUGAUUGGUAAGGGUCCAGUAAUUAAAAUUAAUGCCAAUCAGCGCUAUAUGACCAACUCUCCCGGUAUUGUGCUAUUAAAACAAUUAGCUGAUAAGUGUAAGGUCCCAUUACAAUUGUUUGUUGUUGCUAAUGACUCUUCUUGUGGGUCUACUAUUGGUCCAAUUGUCGCCUCCAAGACAGGUAUCAGAACUAUUGACAUUGGUAAUCCAAUUUUAAGUAUGCAUUCAAUUAGAGAAACUGGUGGUUCAACAGAUAUUGAAUAUCAAAUUAAAAUAUUUGAAGAGUUUUUCCAAUCUUACUCGUCUUUAGAAGAUAAGAUUAUAGUUUGA